Messenger RNA from Hemibagrus wyckioides, 2188 nucleotides. RefSeq lists its product as uncharacterized. The record is from RefSeq and is a predicted model, not a curated record. The coding region runs from base 787 to 1176 and encodes 129 amino acids. The transcript is spliced from 4 exons. Lineage: Eukaryota; Metazoa; Chordata; Actinopteri; Siluriformes; Bagridae.
UGUUUGUUUAUAGUAAAAAUAUAGUAGAAAUUACUUGGACAUGUUUAAUCCCGAGUGAUGGUCAGUUUUGAACGCAGGGUUCCUUAGAUCUUGCCCUGGAGGGCCAGUGCACUGCAGAGUUGAGCUCCAGCCCUGAUCAAACUCCUCUACCUGGGAUUUCCUCAUGAUCCUGAAGACAUUGAUUAGCACGCUCAAGUGUGUUGGAGCUUAGGUUAGAGCUAAACUCUGCAGGAAAGUGGAUCUCGUGAGCCCAAUUUGGGGAUCCCUGCUUUAACAUGUAAAGGAAAUAAGCAAAUAUUUAAUCUUAAAGAUUCAGAUUGGCUCGUUUAGCUGAAUCGGGAAGUAGAAAUGGUGUCUCGUGAGAUAAAAUUGAGAUUGUGAUCAGAUAUAGAAAUCGCUUUGGACUUCCAGGACUUUUUUUAGAUGCUGGUCCUUCUGGUAAUGGCAAUAAAAUAUCCCAAUAAAUCUUGUCAUGUGAGACUCUCACUUAAAGAUCCUCCUGCUUGCGUUUAUGAGUUAAUGACCAGCUUUGUUCUCAUCCUGGAUGUUUCCUCAUCUGUUGGAGGCGUCAGAACAUAAACUGUAACACACACAGAGACACACACACACACACACUGUCCAGCUGAGACUGAGGAAGUUCAGCUCUGACUGGAGUUUCGAAACGUAAACAAAAGCCUUCCAUCGUUAGCAGGCUGCUGUUGGUUUAAUCUCUACAGAAAACAUUUUAAACUGAUUCUCAUUACCUCAGGAGAUCCUCUGAAAGUCGCUGACCGUCUCAUCAGUAAGAUGGACACCCAGUUACCGCUGAUCUUUCGCGUUUUCCAGAUUGUUAUCCCGACGUUUGCUGUGAUUAUACUCUGCACUGGUUUGUGUAAAUGUUAUCUGCAUAGUCGGCGGCGUAGGCACGAACGGAGGCAGCUGGCAGCAGCGUCGGCUCAUGCUCUAGAGCCUCCGUCGUCCGUCUACAUCAUCCCCUGUUCACUGCGUGAAGAACAACAAAGAGGAACACCGAGUUACAGCCAGGAAUACGCUCCUCCUCCACCUUACAGUGAGAUGGUGGUGAAACCCGACUAUCCUCACGAUCCUCCUCCAUCGUACACAGAAUCCCUCAGUCCUGCGUUCAUCUCCUCCAACCCGGCCUGGGUCGCUCCGUCCGCUCCAGCGCCGCCACAGUAAGAGAAGAGAGUGAGGAACUGUGCAACGGAAAGCUGAACAUGUCUUUCCUUCCAACACAACCACGGACUAGUCACACAGAAUAAAAGGCACAGCUGCUAUUUUUCUACCUGGAAUCCUGUAGAUAUUUGUAAUAUGUGUAAAUAUAGCCAUUUUUCAGUUUUGUAGAUGAGCAGAAAACAUGUAUAUAAUUGCCUAAAAUUCACAAACUGUGAUGACUGAUGCACAUCAUUUAAGUUAUUCCACAGAGAAAGCACUUUGGAAUGAAAGAGCAUGACUCUCAUAUAUUAAAUAAAUAAAUGUUAGAUGUUAAGAAUUUACGGAAAGAAAUCUGGAAUCGAAUCAUUCUGUAUUCACACUGUGAGGCUAAUAAAAGCCUCGGAAAUCUUUUACAUAAAUAAAUACUCAAAUCUUCAAACCGCAUUUUUGCUUCCAAUAAUGUCACAUUUCUACUCUAUCGAUCCUGUGAGACAGCAGCCAUAGACUUUAUUCACCGAAAUAAUAAGAACUAUAACAUCUCCACCUUCAAUCUGUAGGAGGCGGGGUCUAGGGGGGUGGAGCCAGAAGGUAUGAAUCUCUUAUACAAGAUGGUGACCACUGUAAGAUCUACUACUUAUGUCUUCUACACCAACCUAACAGCUUGGUGCAGAUGUUUCUGGAAAUGAUUUUGGGAAGGUGACACUAUUUUUUAAGACAUCAGCCUGAAUGAAUAUAUUCAAGACACAGGUAAAUAUUUUAAGGCCAAAGAUUCAGUAUCAAUUAAAUGAAUGCCAUAAAUGAUUGAUGACACAAAAAUCUCCAAAAUGUUUACUCACAGGCUUAAUAUAGUAGCUGAUGGAUAUAAGAAGCUUAAUUUGUAUAUUAUGUAUUAAUAUAUAUUCUACAGAAUCCUUAAUAUGUCCUUGAUGUAUUAUCUCAUUAUAUUAUCUCAUGUCCUCAUGACAUUAUCUUGUGGCUUUAAUAUGCUACCUCAUGUCCUCACUCCAUUCUCUAGUGGUCUCAAUAAACAUCUCAU